AUGGGCCGAGCUCCAGCGCCUCUCCCCGCAGACCUCACCUUCCUCACUCUCCUCCUCCUUUUCCUCCCUCUCAUCUCUCCGCUAGGUUUCCAGUUCGGCCCCUUCGAUCACUCCUACUACGACAAACUAACCGUCAUCUCUCCGGCCACCAUCUCCAACAACGCCCUCCAGGUCACCCCCGACUCCGCCAACUACAACCUCAAGAACCUAUCCGGUAGGAUCCUCUAUACAAAGGACAUCAAGCUCUGGGACGGACCCUCCGUAGCCCCCACCAAGCUCGCCUCCUUCAAUACCUCCUUCCUCAUCAACAUCAACCAGGUCAAUGACAGUACCCCCGGUGAGGGCCUGGCUUUCAUCGUUGCGCCGGACUUGGACCUCCCAGAGAGCAGCUUCGGCGGCUACCUCGGGCUCACCAACAACCUCACGGACGGCCUCUCCAGCAACCACCUCUUGGCCGUGGAGUUCGACACCUUCCAGCAGGACUACGACCCGGACGCAAACCACAUAGGCCUCGACAUCAAUUCGGUCCGGUCUAACCAGACCAUCUCCCUAGCGCACCUAGGCUUCUACCUCGCUCCGAACGUCACCAAAUACUUCCACGUCUGGAUCGGAUACGAUGGCGGCCAGAAGAUCCUGGAGGUCUACAUGACCGAGGAAGACCAGUCCAUCCCGACGAAGCCCAAGCCGGCAUCUCCAAUCAUGACGGCAAGCCUCGACACGAGCAAGGUGGUGAGCCAGAACUCCUACUUCGGGUUCGCCGCGUCUACUGGGGACAACGAUGAGCUCAACUGCGUACUGAGUUGGAACCUGACGGUGGAGGAGUUGCCGAAAGGCAUGCCGACUGGGCUAGUGAUCGGGCUGGCUGUUGGGAUCCCGGCGGCAGCUUUGGCGCUGCUCGGGGCGAUCAUCCUGGGCGUCUGGGUGAGGGGGCAGAGGGGGGCGGCGAGCCAUCCGAACGUCCUGGGGACGCUGAAGAGCUUGCCGGGGACGCCAAGGGAGUUCAAGUUCAGGGAUCUCAAGAGGGCGACGGGGAACUUCGAUGAGAGCAACAAGCUAGGGCAGGGAGGCUUUGGGGUGGUGUACAAGGGGGUGCUAGCGACGGAGAAUCAGCAGGUGGCAGUAAAGAAGUUCUCGAGGGACGAGCUGAAGAGCCAGGACGACUUCCUAGCGGAGCUCACCAUCAUCAAUCGCCUGCGCCACCGGCAUCUCGUCCCCUUGCUCGGGUGGUGCCACAGGAAAAGGACACUGCUUUUGGUGUAUGAGUACAUGCCGAAUGGGAGCCUCGAUAGUCACAUCUUUUGUGGCCCAGAGAAGCAGACUUUAGGGUGGAGCCACCGCUACAAGAUCAUCACCGGCGUCGCGUCCGCCCUCCACUACCUCCACGAUGAGUAUGACCAGAAGGUCCUCCACCGCGACCUCAAGGCCAGCAACAUCAUGCUUGACUCUGACUUCAACGCUCGCCUCGGCGACUUCGGCCUCGCUCGUGCCAUCGACAACGAGAAGAACUCCUACGCCGAGCUCGAGGGCAUCCCAGGGACGGUCGGCUACAUCGCCCCUGAGUGCUUCCACAUGGGCAAGGCCACCCGGGAAUCCGACGUCUUCGGCUUCGGCGCGGUCAUCCUCGAGGUGGUUUGCGGCCAGCGCCCAUGCAGAAAGGCAGGGUUCAGCGGGUUCCCGUUCUUGGUGGACUGGGUGUGGUCGCUCCACCGCGACGGGCGGAUCCUAGAGGCAGUGGACGAGCGCUUGGGCGGGAACUACACAGUGGAAGAGGCCCGUCGGUUGCUGCUCCUCGGGCUGGCUUGCUCCCACCCGAUCACCGCCGAGAGGCCCAAGAUGCCGAUGAUCGUGCAAAUUCUUUCGGGGACAGUAGACGUGCCGCACGUCCCGCCUUUCAAGCCCGCAUUCGUUUGGCCCUCGGUGAGCCCGCAGACCGAGGAUGGAGAUACCACGGAUGUGACGCCGAUGACAUCGUCGCGGUUCCGGUCCGGCUCGACUCCAAGAUACGUGGACAAAGAAAGUGACACCGGGCACCGCAACAGCUCACCCGUGUGAGAUG
This is a messenger RNA of Eucalyptus grandis, 2056 nucleotides long. RefSeq names its product probable L-type lectin-domain containing receptor kinase S.5. The coding region runs from base 1 to 2052 and encodes 683 amino acids. Gene Ontology annotation, biological process: protein phosphorylation. The record is from RefSeq and is a predicted model, not a curated record. Lineage: Eukaryota; Viridiplantae; Streptophyta; Magnoliopsida; Myrtales; Myrtaceae. Gene Ontology annotation, cellular component: plasma membrane. The transcript has 2 exons. Gene Ontology annotation, molecular function: protein kinase activity; carbohydrate binding; ATP binding.